AAUGAAGUUUGUUGUUAUGAUUUGAAUUUGUUUGAGCGUUGAUUAGUAGUUUUGUUUGUGAAUUAUUCGACUAUCAUAAAAACGUUUAAAACAUGACAAUAAUCGACAAUAACUGGGAUUUCCGUGUCGAUAUCCACGGCUCAGAAAAGGAAUCAUAUAGUCGAUUUCAGGAAAAAGUCAGUAACUCGACUGAGCAACUGGUAAAAAUUAUAAAUGUUGGUUUUCAAAGUAACCAACCGAAUAGAAAACCAAAUCAGAAAUUUAACUGUGAUGUGGAUUUGCAAUCACUUAUUGAAAAAAACAAACAAUUGAAAUCAGAUAUUGAUUCAAAAUUACAGGAGCUAACAAAAAAUCAAGAACAGUAUGAAGGUUACAAAAAAGAUCGAAAAUUACUCUCCCAGGAGAUCAAAGAAACACAUGAAGCAUUCCUUUCGGCCAAAAAGUAUUAUAAAAAGUUCUUAAAGAUCUACUACACCAUAGAAUCCACAGCAGACAAUAAACAGAGUGUAUUUGUUCAAUUCUUUACUGAAUCUAAGAAAGAGACUGAUAACUAUUCAGUCAGGCUUAUCAGGGACUCCAAGACGGGGCAUUACGAAUUAACAGACAUGACACCCAAGGUAAAAUCGUUUAGUGAAGUGCAGAAAAAGCUGUUGGAUACAAAUGAUUUACCAGGAGCCCUCUGCCACAUGCGACAACUCUUUUUGAAGAUGAAGCAAAGUAAAUGAAUCAUAAUUUAAUGUAAUUAGUUAACCUAUGUUUAAGUAUCAUAAACAACACCCUGUUUAAUAUCUCAGAACUGAAUAUUUUUUUUGUAUUUUUGUAUACAAUUUGCCAUGUCAUGCCAAAUGAAUAACUAUUUUGGAGGUAACUUACAAUAUCGGCCACAUACCUACCUAGAUUCUUCAUUAUCCUUUCAGUGAUUUUACUGUGCUAAUAUGGAUCUACAUGAACUUUCUCAGACACAAACUUUUAUGAUAAUUAUAGAGUAAAUAAAGUACACAAGUACAAUGUAGAAAUA
Plutella xylostella (diamondback moth) is the source of this 1018-nucleotide messenger RNA. RefSeq lists its product as uncharacterized. Gene Ontology annotation, cellular component: Ndc80 complex. Lineage: Eukaryota; Metazoa; Arthropoda; Insecta; Lepidoptera; Plutellidae. Gene Ontology annotation, biological process: chromosome segregation. The record is from RefSeq and is a predicted model, not a curated record.